AUGGCCACAUCCCAGUCACAGCAUACAGGGAUCCUAGGUCAGGCUCGAGGGAGCCGAGGAAAACCCUCCAUCAGUGAGAGCAGGCCGGCGGGGCCAGAGCACUGCGCCGGGGAGGAGGAGAGGCCGAGUCGGGCGGCUGGCCCCGACCUGGGGGGGACCCGAGAGGCCGCGCCAGGACGGCAGGAGACCGGGCCGGACGGCGGGGAGAUCCAAGAGGCGGGGAGGCCGGACCGGGGCGGCGAAGGCCAGGCCGCACGGCGGGGAGACCCGGGAGCCGCCUCGCCGGGCUCGGGCAGCGCCAACCCGCGGAAGUUCAGUGAGAAGAUCGCGCUGCACACGCAGCGGCAGGCCGAGGAGACUCGGGUCUUCGAGCAGCUCAUGACUGACCUCACCCUGUCGCGGGUCCAGUUUCAGAAGCUUCAGCAGUUGCGCCUUACCCAGUAUCAUGGAGGAUCCUUGCCAAACGUGAGCCAGCUGCGUAGCAGUGCCUCGGCAUUUCAGCCGUCAUUUCAUCAAGCUGAUAAUGUCCGGGGCACGCGCCAUCACGGGCUGGUGGAGAGGCCAGCCAGGAACCGUUUUCACCCUCUUCAUCGGAGGUCUGGGGACAAGCCAGCACGACAGUUCGAUGGUGGUUCUUUUGGAGCCAAUUAUUCCUCACCACCUCUGGAUGAGAGCUGGCCAAGGCAGCACCUUCCUUGGAAAGAAGAAAAGCAUCCAGGGUUCAGGCUAACGUCUGCACUUAACAGGACCAAUUCUGAUUCUGCUCUUCACACGAGUGCUCUGAGCACCAAGCCCCAGGACCCCUACGGAGGAGGCGGCCAGUCAGCCUGGCCAGCCCAGUACUUAGGGUGCUGUGAUGGUGAGAAUGAUGGGCAUGGGGAAGUGGUAUCAUUCCCUGGCCCAUUGAAAGAAGAGAAUCUGUUAAAUGUUCCCAAGCCACUGCCAAAGCAGCUAUGGGAGACCAAGGAGAUUCAGAACCUGUCUGGGCGCCCUCGAUCCUGUGAUGUUGGAGGUGGCAAUGCCUUUCCACACAAUGGUCAAAACAUAGGUCUCUUACCCUUUCUGGGGACCCUAAAUACUGGGGGGUCAUUGCCAGAUUUAACCAACCUUCAUUACUCGGAGCCCUUACCGGCCUCCCUGGACACCGGCGACCACCUGUUUGGGAGUAUGAGCAUGGGGAACAGUGUGGGCAACCUCCCGGCCGCCAUGACUCACCUGGGGAUAAGAGGCUCCUCUGGUCUCCAGAGUUCUCGGAGUAACCCCUCCAUCCAAGCCACACUCAGUAAGACGUCGCUUUCGUCCUCCCUGAAUAGCCACCCGCAGACAUUGGUCCCCAGUGCCUCUGCGCUGCACCCUUCGCUCCGCUCGUUCUCCCGGAGCAACCCGUCCCUUUCCACCACAAACCUGAGCGGCCCCUCGCGGCGGAGGCAAACGCCCGUCAGCCCUCUCACGCUUUCUAGCUCUGAAACGCAUCAGGGUUUCAACAGACAGCUCUCUUCAACCAGCCCGCUGAACCCAUACCCUGCCUCCCAGAUGGUGCCUUCAGAUCGAAGCCCACUUGCCUUCCUGCCCUCAGAAGCUCAAGCCCAAGUGUCCCCACCACCCCCUUACCCCAACCCCCAGGAACUCCACCAGCCUGUCCUUCAGCAGCCUCGCCCCCAGGAGCCGCCUGCUCAGCAGCCCCAGUCAGCCUCAGCACUGCCUCAGUCAGACUUCCAGCUCCUCACGUCCCAGGGCUCAUCUUUGACCAGCUUCUUCCCAGAUGUGGGCUUUGACCAGCAGGCCAUGAGGGCAGGCCAGGCUUUUCUUCAGCAGGCACCCCUUGUGCAGCAAGGUCACCGAGAACCACAGGACUCGUUCCAUUUGAGAUCCAACCUGUAUUCCAACUGCGGCAACUUCCCGAACAACAUCCUGACAGAAGACUCAAGCACCAGCCUAUUCAAAGACCUCAGCAGUGCACUGGCCGGCAUGCCCGAGGUCAGCCUGAAUGUGGACAAUCCCUUCCCGCUGGAGGAUGAGCUCCAAAUUGAACCCCUGAGCCUGGAUGGACUCAACAUGCUAAGUGACUCCAGCAUGGGGCUGCUGGACCCCUCUGUCGAAGAGACGUUCCGAGCUGACCGACUGUGA
This is a messenger RNA of Elephantulus edwardii (Cape elephant shrew), 2127 nucleotides long. It is a transcript of the gene CRTC3, whose product is annotated as CREB regulated transcription coactivator 3. Gene Ontology annotation, biological process: protein homotetramerization; positive regulation of transcription by RNA polymerase II. Gene Ontology annotation, molecular function: cAMP response element binding protein binding. The transcript has 17 exons. The record is from RefSeq and is a predicted model, not a curated record. Bases 1 to 2127 code for a protein of 708 amino acids. Lineage: Eukaryota; Metazoa; Chordata; Mammalia; Macroscelidea; Macroscelididae. Gene Ontology annotation, cellular component: nucleus; cytoplasm.